UCAGCAAAAAGAUUCGACUCAAAAGAACGAACCGAACAGCGCUAAAACAUAGCAAACAGUAACUCUUCUGCUAUCUAGCGCUGUUCUCAGUGGCUUGGGCAUUUGGUGUGUGUUUCUUGCACACAAUACGAAUCAAGCCAAAACUUUAAUUUCAAAACAUCUUGAGUAAUAUGUGCAAAAGUCAAGAUUUCCCGGGCUGCCGCCGCGCAUGUGUCAGCAGGGCAGCGUCCACGUCACAGCAGAGGGAACUACACAGGGCUGUCUGUAGGCUCACAAACAGUUUUGAAUGGCACCCUAGGGCCCUGAGACGACUCGCGUAUCCAAAUGAUGGUUACAUAGUGUUUAAUGCUACCAGCUUUUCGUUUUCGAGGACUAUGUAAACAGUGAGUUGUCCCUUGUCGGAUCCGGGUUUUCCAGGAUGGCGUGCCCGACGCAAUUCAUCUGCAAGGCGCUGCGCUCUGUGGGCCUGGUGCUUUUCUACUAUGUGUUUUCCAUCGGCAUAACAUUCUACAACAAGUGGCUCAUGAAGGACUUCCACUUUCCUCUGUUCAUGACGCUGGUUCAUCUCGUAAUCAUUUUCUGUUUCUCCACACUGACACGCUUUGCCAUGCAGUGCUGGAUGGGAAAGCCUCGAGUGACCCUUCCCUGGAAGGUUUACCUUUCUAAAGUGGGCCCAACAGCCCUGGCGACAGCGCUGGAUAUUGGACUGUCCAACUGGAGCUUCCUUUUCAUCACUAUUAGCUUGUACACCAUGACCAAGUCUUCAGCCGUUCUCUUCAUUCUGUUUUUCUCUCUGGUCUUCAAGCUGGAGGUGCCGAACCCAUUCCUGAUCCUUGUGGUGUUGCUGAUAACUAGUGGUCUGUUCAUGUUCACUCUCAAGUCCACUCAGUUUAAUCUGGAAGGUUUCAUUAUGGUCCUGUUGGCCUCUUUUAUUGGAGGGAUCCGCUGGACUCUCACUCAAGUGCUCAUGCAGAAAGCAGAGCUUGGCCUUCAGAACCCCAUAGACACUAUGUAUCAUCUGCAGCCUCUCAUGUUCCUGGGCCUCUUUCCUCUGUUUCUUCUUAAUGAAGAGGUUCCUCAGCCAGAGCUGAUGCUCACUACCAUACGCGGCCGUGCAACAGUGGCAGGCCUGGACCCCAGACAGGAGUAUCUCCUCCAAGUUAUGGUGCUCAAUGGGACACAGGAGAAGCUCAUUGCAAAAAGACGCUUCACUGUCGAUGGGUUGCGUGAGGAUGAGCUGAUCCGUAGUGGGAACAGAGAGCAGAAGAAAAAAACUCACUCCAUUGGUUCUGGAUCUGGAGAGGUGGAUGACGUGACUGAGGCUCUAGCGGCCUUUCCCACUGUGCUCUACCGAGAACCAACGACUACAGAGUCUCCUGCUGUACCUGAGCUUGAGCCAGAAGUUGACAGAAACACCAAAGAAAAGAAAAAGAAGGACAAGAAUCGAUCCAAGACCGAGGAUAAAAAUGAUCAAGAAGAAAAUGGAGGGAAGUCGGUGAGAGAAGAGGUCACCAUCACCAACAAACCGAGAAAAACCACCUCAACCCAAACUGUCACAGCUGUUUCCACACGAAAGCCGUUUGAAUGCAGUGCUGGAGCUCAGGCUGAUCUGGUCCUUCUGGUAGACGGAUCCUGGAGCAUCGGCCGCACAAACUUCAGAAAAGUGCGUGACUUCCUGGAGGGCCUGGCUGUCCCCUUUCACAUUGGACCACAGGGUGUGCAAAUAGCAUUAUCUCAGUACAGUGGAGAUCCACGUACUGAGUGGCAUCUUAAUAACUUCACCUCUAGAGAGCCGCUCCUGGAGGCCAUCAGGAACUUCAGAUACAAGGGAGGCAACACUUUCACAGGCCAGGCUCUCAUACAUGCUCUUGAGAACAAUCUGAAGAAGGAGGUGGGGGCACGACCCAACACCCCACAGUUCCUGCUGCUGCUGACUGAUGGGAAAUCUCAGGAUGAUGCUAUUGCUGCAGCCAACAGGCUGAAGAAUGCCGGCAUAGAGAUCAUUGCUAUAGGUGUGAAAAAUGCAGAUGAGGCAGAGUUGAGGCAGGUGGCGUCUGAACCGCUGGAGCUAAAUGUGUAUAAUGUGAAUGAUUUUCCUCUGCUCAGUAAACUGGUGGGAAGACUAGCACGCAUCCUCUGUGGCAAGAUUGAAGACCGUAUUAAAGUGAAGAGAAUAGAGCGUCCCACUCAGGACCCAGUUCUGUCCUAUCCCAGCCCAACUGAUCUGCAGUAUGUAGGACUAGGCUCGAGAGAGGUGCGCCUGCGUUGGACCAUCCCCAGCAAAAGACAUAAAUUAGAUCAGAAAAACAGAUGGCUGCUUCUCAUGGAGCAAUUGGGAGUAUUGUGGGUGCAAGAGAGCGCUGUUCAUUCACUUCCCGCACCGACAUUUCCUGACGUUUUAUGCUCAUUCCCUUUGUUCUUUCACUCGUCUGUCUGUUUUUUUUCAGUUCCAUUGCCGUCUCCUCUCAGUUUGCAGUUUCCCAUGUUCAGUCACAGCACUCUGAAGAUCACGUGGGUCCCUGGAGCUGUCGAUGUUCCUGCACACCGCAUCAUCUACAGCACCAAUCACGGCAGUGACGUCAAGCAGGUGGAGGUCAAAGGUGUGAACACAGUGUUGCUACAGAAUCUGUCUUCCCUCUCCAGGUAUCUGGUGUCAGUGCAGUCUCUCUACGAAAAGGGCCUGUCCACUCCUAUCACAGCCAAUGUCACUACCUUAAGGGUCCCAGCUCCCUCAGAUCUGAGAGUCACUAACUUCUCUAGCAGUGACUUAACAGUGCGAUGGGAAGCUGCAGCAGAUGACGUGGUCUCCUAUCUCAUCAAAUGGAUCUCUCUCAGUGAAGGAGACCUCAGACAGUUGACAGUAGAUGGGGAGAGUGAGGGGGCAAUCUUGGAAGAGGUUGAAGAAGAUAAGGAAUAUCAGAUUUCACUCUCUGCAUUAUAUGCCGAUGGUGCUCAGAGUGAGGCUGUGGCCAUACGAUACAGCACCUUAUCUGGAGGCGGUCCGAGCAGUUUAUCCAUUUCAGAGGAGACAGCAGUCAGUAUGCUGGUCACCUGGGUUCACCCCAACUCUCAUGUGCUGCAGUACCGUGUGUCAUACACUCCACUUAAUGGGGAUGUGAGGGAAAACACAGUGUCAUUGCCAGGCAGCGAGAGGCACGUCCUGCUGCAGAAUCUGCUGCCUGACACUCGUUACAGUGUGCUGGUGACUGCUGAGUACCGCAACCGAGAGGGUGGCAGCGCCUCAGCCCAGGGGAAGACCACUAGCCUGCGGGUGAGCAGUGUGAGUGUGGUGCGGUCUGACCACUCCAGUAUAUGUGUGUCCUGGAGGCCCGUACCAGCUGUCAGUGGUUAUCGCAUAGUCAUCCAGGCUCUCAGAGAUAAACAGACUAAGGAAGACAAAGUAGAUGCUGCUAGCAGCAGCCACUGUUUCUCUGAGUUGCAGCCUGAAACGAUCUACCGCAUCAGUGUGCACUCCCAUCUGGGAACAGUAGAGGGCCCUGCGGUCACUAUCCUUCACCCUACAGCAACUGCUCCAGUGAGAAUCCAGGUUCCUCCUCAACUGCAUCCCAUACAAAGAGAAGUGUGUCCUGAGACAACAAUCAGAAAUCAUGUGGUUAAAGGCUUUGACAUGAUGGAAGCAUUCGGUCUAACUCAGAGAGCUCACUCUACUAUCGAGGGUGUGGCAGCUGAACCUUUCAUCUUCAGCACCUUACCCAGUUACACCCUCUACAGAGAUGUACAGCUGACCCAGAGCACAAGCUUCAUCCACCCGGCUGGCUUUUCUCCAGAACACACCAUCAGCACGGCCUUCAGGCUCUUGCAGGAUUCACCCAGGGAGCCCUUUGCACUCUGGCAGCUCACGGACAAUGACUUCCAGCCCAAGAUGGGGGUGGUGCUGGACCCUGAGAAGAAGGUUCUGCUGUAUUUCAGUCUGGACUACAGAGGAGAGAUACAAGAACUGACCUUUGACCAGCCACAAGUCCACUCAGUUUUCUAUGGCAGCUUUCAUAAGAUCCAUUUGUCCGUCAGUCAGGUGAGUGUAUCUCUGUCUGUAGACUGCCAGCGGGUUGGCGAGAGGCCCGCACGCCCCCUGGGAACUUUGCCCACUGAUGGUUUUGAGAUGUUGGGCAAACUAGUGAGGACACGUGGACCUCACAGCGGAUCUGCGGCUUUUCAGCUGCAGUCCUUUGAGAUUGUGUGCAACACUACUUGGGUAUCAGAAGACAACUGCUGUGAUCUGCCCUCACAGAGAGAUGAGGAGAGCUGUCCUGCCCCUGCUUAUGCAUGCACCUGCACCACCGACGUCCCUGGAGCACCUGGAGACACUGGGCCACCUGGGAGACCUGGCCCUCGUGGGGAGAAGGGAGAAAAAGGAGAGGUGGGACAAAAGGGAGAGGUGGGUCCACCUGGUAAAUCGGGCCCUGAGGGCGGCUUUGGCGCUCUUGGACCCUCUGGUCCUCGGGGAAUAACUGUAAUGGGCAAAGUGGGCCCACCAGGAGCAAGAGGGGAAAAAGGAGAUAUUGGAAGGCCUGGGAGCCAGGGUUUACCAGGGCCUCCUGGUCCAAAAGGUGAAGAGGGCAUGGCUGGUCCUAAGGGCACCAGAGGAAUGGAGGGUAAUAUCGGUAGCCCAGGAAUCCCAGGACCAAGAGGUUUCCAGGGUAUGCCUGGUCAUCCAGGGCCAGUGGGAGAGAGAGGGCCAUUAGGUUCUGUAGGGCCCACAGGUCUUUCUGGAAGUAAGGGUGAGAGAGGAGAGAAGGGUGAGCCACAGUCUCUUGCCAUGAUCUACCAGCUUGUUACACAGGCCUGCGAAAAACUUGUGCACAGUAAUCCUGAAGUUGGAUGCUUUUCUGAACGAGAUGAAUCGAAAGCCAGUGCCCAUCCAGGAACCAGUAGCACCACCAGGAGAGCCUGGGAUACCAGGGGGAAGGGGGCCACCUGGAUCCCGAGGCCCUCAGGGUCGACAAGGAAGCAGAGGAGAGUCUGGGAAACCAGGUUCUGUGAUUCACUUAUAGGACGCAGAGGGAUGUCUGGUGAGAAGGGCUCUCCAGGAGCAAAUGUGGUGGGACCACAAGGAAUAAAAGGUUUUGCAGGACCUCCAGGUGAAAGUAAAAUAGGGGAACCAGGUCCCAAAGGUGAGGAUGGUAAAGCAGGACCUCUAGGUAUUCCAGGAGCUUCAGGUCAGCAAGGAGAAAUUGGACCCCCUGGUAUAUGUGACAGCAGUGGAUGUUAUCAAGGACCCCCAGCUGCAGAGGAUCCCUACCUUGGAUACCAGCCUUGA
This is a messenger RNA of Sinocyclocheilus grahami, 5278 nucleotides long. It is a transcript of the gene col20a1, whose product is annotated as collagen alpha-1(XX) chain. The transcript is spliced from 44 exons. Gene Ontology annotation, molecular function: protein binding. The record is from RefSeq and is a predicted model, not a curated record. Lineage: Eukaryota; Metazoa; Chordata; Actinopteri; Cypriniformes; Cyprinidae. The coding region runs from base 419 to 5278 and encodes 1619 amino acids.